This is a messenger RNA of Podarcis lilfordi (Lilford's wall lizard), 8773 nucleotides long. NCBI's taxonomy places the organism in Eukaryota, Metazoa, Chordata, Lepidosauria, Squamata, Lacertidae. The record is from the annotation of a GenBank genome assembly.
AUGAACCACAAGCCACUGUCCAUGAACCACCGCGCCUCUGACCGCUUCCUUGAGAGGAAAUAACCGCCAAAUCGCGCCCGUUGCUCCCGAAUUCCCGCCCAAACGCGCCUCGAACGUCCCCAGGUUGGCGGCGCGCGCGCGCGCGCGCACGCACGAAACCAGAGGCGGCCCCGACCCGUUCCUUUUUGCGCAUGUGCAGGUUCCCGCCCCACCCUCCUCCGCCUGUGGGCGGGGCCCUGGCGGGCAUUCCUCAUCUCCGACGCGGGUUCUGGGAGCGACAGCCGGAGGCUUACCAGUCUCGGGUUGCUGCCGGAAACGAGGCUCAUCGGAGACUGGAAGCGCGCCCCGGGUAGGUAAAAGAUUAUUGCGCACGUGGUGGAAGAGCGCGCGCUUUUUGAUUUAGCCUCUAGGAAGGAGUUUUGGUUGUAGAUAUAAAUACAGUAUAUAUCUUAAAAGGUGGGCGUUACUGUUGCAAAGAAUAUAUAUAAUUUUCUGAAAAGGUGGGAAUUCUUGUUGCAAAGAAAUAACAAUGUGUGUGUUGAAAAGGUGGGGGUUCCUAUUGCAAAACAUAUAUAUAUAUAUGAUUUUCAGAAGGUGGGAGUUCUCGCUGCAAAGAGGUAUAAAUGCAUAUGUGGGAGUUCUCAUUGCAAAGAAACACGUGACACACGUCUUUUUUUCUGAAAAGGUGGCCUGUUUUGCCCUCAAGGAGAAAAGUGUGGGGAUGAGUAAGUUGAGUUCUUCAGCGGAUCAAUUUUUUUGCUUGACAGAGAAAUUAAGUGUGUAUUUUAUUUUAUUUUUGUUAAUUUUCCUUAUAAGGGUUUUGGCUACACGAAUAAACAUCUCUGCUGAAGGGGCACUGCGGAGUGGCUCACAAUGAUGGGUGAAAGAAAGAUCAUUUGAGUCUCGGAUCAUUUCAAAGCAUUGCAAGGGGUCUGCACUGUAUGUAAAUCUCUUAGUAGUAUAAUGUCCUUGCUAUGCAUGUGAAGCUAAUAAUAAUAAUAAUUGGUUUCCCCAGCCACUCUGGGCGGCUCCCAAAAGAAUAUUAAAAACACGACAAAACAUCAAACAUUAAAAACUUCCCUAAACAACUUCCUAUUGUGAGCUGGUUUCGGAGAGAUUUGACCUAAAAGGCGGCCCCACGUGCUUUCACUCAGUGGCUCCCAAACUUCUGCAACAGACCACUUGAAAAUUGCUGGUAGCCAUGGCACAUCACUUAAAUGGCUUUUUUUUGCUAGUUGUGGGCAUUUGUAAUGUGCUGUGACAGAUGCAGUUUGAUUUUUUAAUUGUAUUAUUACUGCUUUUAUUUCUUUUAAUGUGUUUUAAUUCUAUUACGAUUUGCAUUCCAUAGAAUUCAGAUCAAUACAAUAAAAUACAGUAUGAAUAUUGGAAAAGUGAUAAAAAUGCAAUUAAAAUCAAUAUGAAUAUUGAGGCUUGCAGACCACUAGUACUCUACGGUUUGGGAAUCCUUGCUUUAGCUAAUAAAUUGGUUUACGUUGCUCUCUUUCCUGCAGUGUUCUGGAAUUUUGGAGCUUACUGGGGUUGUGGGGAGUGAUUCAGCUCAAAGAGUUUCAGCUGUGUGCUUUGGUCACAUGCAGUAACAGUAAAAAAAAAUAAAAAAUUAAAGAAUGACUGUAUUUGUAGUAUUGUGUAUAGUUUGGCACCCUUCCUAUCUUUAAGGAUAUUUUAGAGCUGGAGAAGUUGCAGAAAAUAGCAGCCCAAAUAUCAGGGCUGGUCUGUGUGUCCUACAGGAAAUGCUUGCUUGUUACUUCUUUUGGUAAGAAAAAUAAAGAGUUGAGUACGGUUGGUGAUAUAAUACUGUUUUAUAAAAUUAAUUAUAAAAUUACUUCAUGGAGGACAGAAGGGGGUGGCUUGUGGUUGUUUGUUCUUUUUAAAAAGAAAACCUAGAAGUCUCCCUAUGAAGUUGAUUAGUGUUGUAAACAAAAUCUGCCCUUUUUCCCUUAUGGGGUACCCAAGAGCCCAUAUAGAGUCCUUACAUGGGUUCCCUAUCGGUAGGAGAAAAGAACAGAGGCCAACCAGAGAAUAUUGAGAAGCAAAGCAGCUAGUAAGCCUGAUCUUUAUUAAACUGUUGCAACAGGAGGAUGAGGACCUUGAACAAUGGCGUGCAAGGCCUUAUUGUAUCCAUUUUGAAAUUCCCUGCCAUGGAGCUCCAGAAGGGGUGUAACCCAAGACCACCCCUCACAAACAUCAUACCUACAUCACAGAAAAGGCGGUCUACAACAGAAAUUUGAAUGUUGUUGUUUUUCCUGUCUGCCAGGUUGCCUUAUCGGAUUGCCUUUUCUGGUAGCCUGGCCCUUCCUUUGAAAUGGUAAUUACUUAAUUCCUGAGACAAUAGGCAGGUUUUUUUUUCCAUUUCCGCCCCCCUUGCAGUGAAACAUUUGAUCAGUUUGGGAGUUAAAAUGGUUUCAGGACUGUCUUCCUGUGCUGCUUCAGACAUGUGGUUUUUAUAUUUAUGUACGUGUUUGCUUGGUACAUUUAUGAACAUUUAUCAUAUCUAAGACCUUAAAAUUCUUACAACAUUAGCAUCUGAUUCAGAAAAACCAACCAAGGUUUCUCAUACAGCCUACUGCUCCAGUGGAACUCACUUCCUCAGGAUGGGAUGAUGGCCAGCUUAGAAAGGUGGGUGGGAAGAUUAGACAAACUGAUGGAGGAUAAGUUUCUUUACUGCUAUUGUGAUCGCGGAAGAUGAUGAUGAUGACUAAAUGGAGCCUCCAUGUUCAGGGGUAGUAUGUCCCCUAAUGCUUUUGCCUUUCUGUCUUCUCAGAGGGCAUCUGAUUGGCCAGUGUGGUAAACAGAUUACUGGACUGGAUAGAGAAGACUGUCUGCUCCAGCAAAGCUGCUCUUGCCUCAAACUUCUAAAUCUUAUUCCCUUCUUUCCAUUUACUAAUAAUUGACCUCAAAGCUGUUCUUUGAUAGGAUUUUGCCUUUAAUCAGAUGUUGCCUUUCAGCCGUGCCUCCUCUGCUAGAUGUGCCAUCUGUGUAAACUUUAAGAAGGGUGUAAAUGGCGAUUUGCUUCUAUUCCCUUGCAUGCUGCCAGAACAAAGAGCAAAAGUGUUGUGCCCUGACAUGCCUCAUCAGCUUGCUUAGUCACUACGAUAAUUCGGGAACUGAGAGCAGUUUCGAAUUCAGUUUCCUUUUCCCAGAUCCUACCCUUUGGGCUUUUUCUUACUGCUCCGGUGAAUGCAUGCUGUUUUCCAUUCAGGAUCUGUUUGCUGCUUGUGGACUCCUGUUGUGCAGUAAGUGCUGAUAUCUGACGUUCUCUGUGUUUUGGUUGGGGGGGUGUUGUCUACUUGCAAUUAAGUAGGUUUAAGAUUGCAGCUAACAUAGGCAAGUCUACAGCAUAAAAAGGGCUGCUACGUCAAACCUUCCCCAAACUAUAUUUAAAGUAACGUGUGCAUCAAGUUUUUGGGGGGUUAUGGCUAAAUUUGGAUGCAACUCUUAAUUAUUUUACGCGGUUGCUCAGAGUCUGGGCAAUAUGAGUGGAAUAUGAAUGAACAAAGUUGAUUGUUAGGGAAGCGGUAAAGCAGCGUGCACCAAAUCUUUGAUUUGGCUUCCAAGGGAGCUCUGUUUUCGAAAUCAAUCUCCAGUUUUGCUAACAAAAAGAAAAAAAUCCUUUCUCUCUCAUAAUCUCUGCUCCCCUUCUCCCACCAUAUGAGAAAUGUUUGUGUUUUGUUGAGCACAGAAUAUAAGGGUGCAUUUUAUAGUGAGUGCUCUCUCUCCCCCCCCCCCUUUAGUUUUGUUGGGAGAGGAGACACUAUGUAACUUGAAACCUCACAUUUCCUGUAUUUAGCACCGUGGAAUGGGCACUUGGGAGUAAGCCCCAUUGAAUUUGCCUCUGAGUAAACACACAAAAGGAUUGCUCUGCAAAUGUCCCCAAACUACCUGCCUUCAUUUUGUUCCAUUGAUUUAUUGCCUUGUUCACUGGAUAAUGUACAAAGAUUCAUUUGUAGAAAGUGCCCAACUUUUGUUUGGGCAAGAAAUACCGUUAGCCAGAUGCAAAGGACGCUGCCUCCUUCACCUUUAACAAUAUUGUAGAAUAACUCCUAUUCAGCAGCUGUUGUAUGACAGCCUACAGCCCCCCCUUAAUCUAUCCACCAGAAACUUAUUUCUUCACCACCAACCCUUCUAGUUUUCUUGAACAUGCACCCAGAGAAAAGGUUCUCUUUAACCCAGAAGCUCACAGACUGCAAUUGGAACACUAUUUGUUCAAACCAGUAUGUGAACAAUUGAAAGUGCUGAAUUUCAUUUUUGGCCCCUCCCGUAAGUGCCCUGACAUAAGUCACCCGAAGGCACCCUGCCCUGAGAACCAUCUGUGGAAGCUGAAUUUAUGAAGAGCAUGGCCUUCUUUGUAAUGGCACUAUUGUUAUGGAAUGGGAUUAAAGAUGCCUCCCAGGCUAGUUUGUCUUUCAGAAGGCUAAAGACCAUUUUGUUUUAAGAAUGGGGCUUUGUUGACUAGCAAUCAGGCAAAUACCUUGUUUUUAAUGGAAAUCCUUCAAGACAGGACUGCUAAUAUUUUUGCUCUGCUUCUUUUGGCUUGCAUUUAUGAUAAAUUGUGUUACUCAGUCUAAAGUGUGUAUGUUAACCCCCAGUUUGCUGAAAGUUGUGUUACCACCUUCUUCCCCAGGCUAAUUUUUUCUCCAGCUGAAAUUAAGACAUGCUAUAUGCAUAACUUCUGGUUUAUCUUCCUUCCCUGGGGGAAAGAGAGAGAAAAGGCUUUGGAGCAAAUGCAUGUGUGUAUUAAUGAGGCCUGUGCCAGACUAAAGAGCUCCCUGCUGUAUUCUUAAAAAAGCUACUCUGUUCCAAUUAUUAUUCCGGAUCAGUCCUCCUUAGCCCUCAUAGGGUCCUUGGGGUCUCAGACCACAAGAGGCAUUCACAAGCUAGAACAGAACAAAUUAUGAGAGCUAAGAUCUGUGGAAGAGCACCAACUGUGUAAGUAGCAGUUGUCAAGGACCAGCACCCAAAAACUUGGGGAGUAACUCAUAUUUAGCAGUAGCCAAAUAACCAGAAUCUAAAAACCCUGCAAGGUAUAAUUCUGUCCCACUCCUUAAGUUUAACUAGUCUGGGCCAGGAGACUCCCAGAACCUUACUGGAUGCCACUUAAGAUUCAAAGGACAAGAGCUUAAAGAUCAGACUUUCUGUCCCUCAAGCUCACACAAUUGUUCAGUAGGUAAUGAUUUAAGAAGUUAAGAACUCAAUUCAGUACUCAAGGCUUUAGCCAAAGAAACAACAAAAAUAGAUGGUGUAGAUUUUUUUGAUUUUUUUUUUUAAAUACUAGCAUUAAAAAGAGAACAUGUAUACCACUGAGGAAUACAAGUAAACCGCAGUUAAGAAAUAUCUUUGGGAUUUAUAAGACAAAACAGAAACUUGCCUACAAACCAUCACCGCAGUUGAGCCCAGAGGAAAACAGGGAACCAGACAGGUGUCCAGAACAAAAGUUGUGAGGCAAAAGAUAAGGAAAUGAAUGUCUUUAAUCCUAAACAGCACAGCAACAAGGGCGACCCCAGCUAUCUAAUCAGGAAGCUUCUAGAUACUAAGAUCCUGCCGUUUCACACACAGCAAUUUUCCCCCUAGCUGGUACACUGACCUUCAACACAUCAGACAUUUAGAGAAUGCAGGUGCUGGUUCUUGUGAGCUCAUUUCCAAUUAGUGGGAUAAGAAUAUCUUCUCAGAGGCCAGGUUUUUACACAGAGGCCUGAGAACAGGUCAGUUUUUCAAAAUAAAACUUUUAAGGCUGCAUUAUGGUUGAGAAACUUGGCUCACAACUCAAGUGAAUUCUGCAUUCCAUUCUCAAAUUAGGGUUUUUCUCUUUAGGCUUAAAGAUUAAAGUUGGCAUAGCAUUGUGCUGGCAUUUCUUAUCUGACAGAUGAUAGAAUUCAGACUAUGGAAGGAGGAAACAAUUUAAUUGUUGCUGUUCUGAAGGCUAUAAAUGAAGGAUCUUGCGUGCCAAAAUUUGAUUUCAUCAUGAAUUCUGACUAAACCACAGAGUAGUCUUCCAACCUGCCAGGCAGAAUCUUAAGUGCUCAAGUCUGAAAAAGUUAAUGUAAGAAAUUGACUCAAUCCUGUGAAUCUCAUGGUACAAAAAAUGUGUUAACCUUUCAGAAAGUUUUUUCCUGCUUGGAAACAUUUGUCCUCACACUUUUGUAAUAAAGUUUAUUGAACAGGAAGUUAAAGAGAAGCAUCUUAGUGCUCCAAAUCCAUACAUUUUGUAUUGACUGACUGGUUUAAUUGAAGCUGACUUAAAAGAUUGAUCAUAAACUAUUCCCCCAGGUAUCAUUUAAAGUUUUCAACAUUCAGAUUCACAUGUUUGCUGACAUGUUUACCAUUGGCCCUGUUGACAGAAGCUGAUUGGGAUUAUAUUCCAAAACACCUCAAGCAGAGUUUGAAAUUAGCAGGGCACCAGGUGCAUUUUGCUCCUAAAGUUUCUCCAUUUUCAAGCAUCUCUAAAAUGGGUGCCAUUUUUUGCACCUGGCUGACACACAAGGAUUACUGAAAUGUAUUGUUGGCUAUAUGCAGUUUAGUAGCACAGCAGAGAGCUUGCUGGGGAGACCAUGCAUAACAAGGAACUCAAAAUAACUUUAAAAAGGUUUUAAUAGCAAAAACAAAAACUCCUUUUACACUAAAGAUAACAACAACCAACAUGACCCAACCACCAACCCAUCCCCCAGGGUAAUGACAGAGCUAGGUGCUGCUCCUUAUAUACUACACCCAAUUGCUGGUACAGCUUAAUUAACUUAACUUAGCAGCACCUGCUAUGUUUCACAACUGUAAGACUGGCUCUCGUUAUUUGCCUUGGCCCUUAAAGACAUACACAACUUGUGAAACAAUAAUGAACCUUCACUUUUUAAAGUGACCAUUCAACAUGUAUGUGAUUUUUAUUUUUUUUAUAAAAUAUUUAUUGAAGUUUAGACAUUGCAAAAAAAGAAAAGAAAAACAAAAGAAAGUUAUAAGCAAUAAACAAUUACAAAGCUUCAAAAGCAAAAAUAAAUACAGUAGUACAAAACAACAAUACAAAAAGAAAAAGAAAAGAAAAGAAAAGCAUUAAAAAAAAAGAAAACCCCAAAAAAGAACAAACAUACAAAAGAACCACAUAUUUUCAUAUCCUUAUCUUUCAUUUGCUUAUUUCCUCAACUUCCUCACACCUCCUUUUUUGUAUUCUAGUUCAAUUAAAUAUUCCAGCAAGUCCUUUCCCUCUUUCACAAAUUUAGUUCCAUAAUUUAACUUAACACAGUUUUAGACUUAAAUGUACAUCUUUACCCAAUGUCAAUCUAUUCAUUAUAAUAUUUCUACUAAAGUCAUAUAACUUCUUUCCAGCAUCUUUCUAACAUUCAUUAAUUUUAGAAUAUUUCUGUAAAUAAGCUUUGAAUUUUUUCCAAUCUUCUUCCACCGACUCUUCUCCCUGGUCUCGGAUUCUGCCAGUCAUUUCCGCCAGUUCCAUGCAACAUGUAUGUGAUUUUAAACCUCAAAGUAUAUGUUAUAUGCUGUCUGGCAGGUGUCUUUUUGCAAGCUUUUUAAUCUCCCUCUCCCCUUCUCUCUUUCCGCAGCCUCCCAGAUCCGCAGAACGUGACUCCCUGAAGCAAUGGGCAAGCCCAGGAAUACCUCUGGCAAUGUACCCUCUCCUCAACCUGCUGCCACGGCACCAAAAGCAGCCCCGGCAGCCCCACGAUCUUCUGCCUCAUCCAGAACGGUACCUGCCAGCAGCAGAACUCAGAGUGCUCCUGCUGCGAAGGGUCAUGGUGGCCGACAGGGGGCGGCUGAAAAGCCAGCCAGUGCCACAAGUCCGAGAGGAACAGGGCAAAGUUACCAGGCAAGGUCCACAUCAGCAUCUGGCAGCGAGCAGGGAAGCACAAAGAGUGGCCGUGGAGCAAGAGCAAAGACCCCCACAGUAGGAGCAAGAGGAGGAGGAAAGUCCCCUGCUGCAGCUACUGAAGCCUCUGUAGGUCCUGCUGCUUGCAGCCCAGCGCCGACACAGGCGGCUAGCAAAACUCAGGGCAAAUCCCAAGCUAAAGCGAGCCACUUCCCUUCCCCUCUCUCUGCUGAAAAAGUUGCUGAAAUAGAGAAAGAAACCCGGGGCCAGCGCACUAACCCCGAAUGGUACAAGCAGCGUGCAAACCGCAUCACAGCGUCCAUAGCUCCCCAGAUAGCCAACAGCAAGUUUGUGAAUGGCAAGAGCUCCGAGAUUCCUCAGUCGUACCUGAGGCGUGUGGUGGAAUCUUCUUCCGGCGUGCAGACCCCGGCCAUGUCUUGGGGCGUCCGCAACGAGAAGAAAGCGGUGCAGGCGUAUGAGGCGCUCAAGUCCAGCAAGGUUAACAAAGCGGUGAAGGUGGACAAUUGCGGCCUCUUCAUUGACCAAAGGAAACCUUGGCUGGCUGCCAGCCCCGACGGGAUUAUCAAAGACGCAGAUACCGGGAAAGAGCUAGGGGUUCUGGAGGUCAAGUGUCCCUACAAACACAGAGAUAGGACCGUGACGGAAGCUUGCAAGGACAAAAGCUUCUGUCUGGAGAAGGUGGGCGACUCCUACUCUCUGAAGAAGAACCACCAAUAUUACACGCAGUUGCAAGUCCAGAUGGGCGUCACUGGCCUUCCAAAGGGCGAAUUGGUGGUGCACACCAACAAAGAAACUGCGAUUGCCCCUGUAGAUUUCGACCCUGUUUUCUGGGAGACGACCGCAUCAAAAUUGGAGAAGUUCUAUGUGGAGGCUGUAGUCCCUUGCCAGGAGGAGAAGAAAAGUGCUGCUGCCUGGGCUAAGGAAGAAUGA